GAGGGUUCCGGCGGCCCGACCACAUCUAGGGCUUUCCUUUCCCGCGGCGCAGGGGCAUGUAGUGCACCCGGGACGCACACUCUCCCGCACGCUCACCGACACACACACACGCACGCACGCACCCGCCGGCGGCCCCGAAUUUCCAGCUUGAGAGGUCGGACAUGCUGAAGCCCGGAGACCCCGGCGGCUCGGCCUUCCUCAAAGUGGACCCAGCCUAUCUGCAGCACUGGCAGCAACUCUUCCCGCACGGCGGCAGCGGCGGCCCGCUCAAGGGCGGCGGCGCCGCGGGUCCCCUGGGCGCGCCGCAGCCUCUCCAGCCGCCGCCGCCGCCGCCGCCGCCGCCCCCGGAGCGCGCCGAGCCUCCUCCGGACCCCUUGCGCCCGCGGCCCGCCUCGCUCUCCUCCGCCUCCUCCACUCCGGCGUCCUCCUCCACCUCGGCCUCCUCUGUCUCCUCCUGCGCCGCCGCCGCCGCCGCGCUGGCGGGUCUGUCGGCCCUGCCCGUGGCGCAGCUGCCGGUGUUCGCGCCUCUGGCCGCCACCGCCGCCGCCGUCGCCGCCGAGCCGCUGCCCGCCAAGGACCUGUGCCUGGGCGCCGCCUCGGGCCCGGGGCCCGCCAAGUGCGGCGGCAGCGGCGGAGACGUGCGGGGCGGCCCGCGCUUCCGCUGCAGCGCGGAGGAGCUGGACUAUUACCUGUACGGCCAGCAGCGCAUGGAGAUCAUCCCGCUCAACCAGCACACCAGCGACCCCAACAACCGUUGCGACAUGUGCGCGGACAACCGCAACGGCGAGUGCCCCAUGCACGGGCCGCUGCACUCGCUGCGCCGGCUUGUGGGCACCAGCAGCGCCGCGGCCGCCGCGCCCCCGCCCGAGCUGCCCGAGUGGCUCCGGGACCUGCCGCGGGAGGUGUGCUUGUGCACCAGCACCGUGCCCGGCCUGGCCUACGGCAUCUGUGCGGCACAGAGGAUCCAGCAGGGCACCUGGAUCGGGCCCUUCCAGGGCGUCCUCCUGCCCCCGGAGAAGGUGCAGGCCGGUGCCGUGAGGAACACGCAGCAUCUCUGGGAGAUAUAUGACCAAGAUGGGACACUACAGCACUUUAUUGAUGGUGGGGAACCUAGUAAGUCGAGCUGGAUGAGGUAUAUCCGAUGUGCAAGGCACUGUGGAGAACAGAAUCUAACAGUAGUUCAGUACAGGUCGAAUAUAUUCUACCGAGCCUGUAUAGAUAUCCCCAGGGGUACCGAGCUUCUGGUGUGGUACAAUGACAGCUAUACGUCUUUCUUUGGGAUCCCCUUACAAUGCAUUGCCCAGGAUGAAAACUUAAAUGUCCCGUCAACGGUCAUGGAAGCCAUGUGCAGACAGGACGCCCUGCAGCCUUUCAGCAAGAGCAGCAAACUGUCCCCAGCAGCCCAGCAGCGCUCUGUGGUUUUCCCGCAGACCCCCUGCAGCAGGAACUUCUCUCUCCUGGAUAAGUCUGGGCCCAUGGAAUCGGGAUUUAACCAGAUCAACGUGAAAAACCAGCGAGUCCUUGCGAGCCCGACUUCCACGAGCCAGCUCCACUCGGAGUUCAGUGACUGGCAUCUCUGGAAAUGCGGGCAGUGCUUUAAGACUUUCACACAGCGGAUCCUCUUACAGAUGCACGUGUGCACCCAGAACCCCGACAGACCUUAUCAGUGCGGUCACUGCUCCCAGUCGUUUUCACAACCAUCUGAGCUGCGGAACCACGUGGUUACUCACUCCAGUGAUCGGCCUUUCAAGUGUGGCUACUGUGGUCGCGCCUUCGCCGGGGCCACCACCCUCAACAACCACAUCCGAACCCACACUGGAGAAAAACCCUUCAAGUGCGAGAGGUGUGAGAGGAGCUUCACGCAGGCCACGCAGCUGAGCCGGCACCAGCGGAUGCCCAAUGAGUGCAAGCCAAUAACCGAGAGCCCAGAAUCAAUUGAAGUGGAUUAACUGAUUGACUGGUUGGAAUUAAACUGCAAGGAAAGUCAUGAUUAAAUGUCAUGGACACUUAAGCAAAACCAAAGAUUUCCUCUGAGUAACUUUCAAUCAGUCCCAGAAAACCAAAAGCAGUAAUAAAAUAAGUAAGAUGUUCAGAGAUAUUGAUCCUGGCGUGGAAGUCAGACCAGGAAAGAGAUUAUUUAUUUAUGACUAGGGAUGAGACUUGUUUCGGUGGACAGUGAACCCGGGACGGCGCCCCAUUUCCCGUCCCACUGCGUAUUUGCUUUGUUUCUAAAAAGCUUUUUUAAACUGUUAUUUAAUACCAAAGGGAGGAAUCCUGUGGGUUCUACGGCCCACACUUGUGACUAAGAACUCACAGGGACUUCUUUCUCGUUGCACCUUUUUUUAGUAGCAUGAUUCAAGGAUACCCAUUGUACAGACCACCCCCACCUCCACCCCACUCCCUGCCACUUGGGUGCGUGUGGCCUGUCACGGCUGCCCCACCAGGACCACAGGACCAGAAGCCAGAGCCUCCGGCCGGGUCAACAUCCCUCGAGGACCCUGAGGGGGGUCUGUUUCUGUGUUUUCCUAUGCACUUUCUACGUCACUUCUUCCAUCCACCACCCUGGUCUUGAUGCAGAAGAGCCUGGAAGAGGCAGGAAACGAGGUUCAGUUUCAAAAUUCAAGGAAGAGAAGUGGGGGACCUCACUUUGGCCUCUCAACAUCUCAAAAACAUUGAAAAUGUACAGAGCUUCAUAAUGCAGUAUAUUGUUCCAAAGUGGCUAGUUGAGAAGAUUUUGUUUUCAGUAACAUUUUAGCUUAAAAAAAAAAACAAAAACAAAAAAUAAAGUUCUUCGGUAUGAAGGUGACAUAGAAGGUAUGAGGCUUCAAGGAAUUUUUUCGUUGUGUCCCUGGAGGUGUUGAAUAUGCGAGCAGAAAGGGUGCCCUGCCCCACUGUCAGUGCCCUGGUUCUGGCCCUUUGCUCUUCUGUCCUCCUGUAGGUGAAGCCCAGGACACCCCUUUGCCUUCCCCUGAGUGUCAGGGGAGCAUUUCUGCAGGAAUAAGUGACAGUAGCCCAGACCAGGAAACAGUGUGAGAGGAGGAGCCCCGGAGGGGGCUAUAAUAGAACAGACUGAGCAAGAAAUCACUCCCUUGUAUCAAUUGGACUUACUUUUUCCUGUCCUCUGGCCCUUGACAGGGCUCUUCUUUCAUCACCAAUCUACUGAAAGAGGAAGGAUGGAGUCCCUAAUUUCAGUGUUCUUUGAUUGAGUGCAAGGAGAGCGGGUGAACGUCAGCUAGCCUGCUAGCAGUUCAACAGCGGUGCCUGGUCAUGUCCCAUAAAAUGAUCCGUGACCCAGGAGGAACUGGUGGCUUCUGUGCUCUUGUCCAUUAGCUGCCAGCAUCAUGGCAGGGACCCGGUCUACCUUGUAGAUGUCUUGAUCACCUGAUAGCGUAACACAGUUCCUUUAAAGGAACUCCUAGUCUUUCAGCCCUCCCAUGGUCUUCCCUUAACACAUAGACAAGACACAGGACUGGCUACUGGAAGCAGGGGUACUUGGUGGUUCACUUGAGUUGGUCCUCAUGGCUUUGGCUCUCAGAAAAAUUCUUCCUUCCCUUUAUAAUUUUGCUUUCCUGUCCCUGAGCUCCCACCUGCUACAUUUCAGGUGAGGUAAAACGGGGCCUCAUUGAUUGUGUUUGUAAUUCAUUUAUAUAUAUACUGUUAAAAAAAAAAAACUGAAUCAAGUAAA
Molecule: messenger RNA, 3685 nt
Organism: Canis lupus familiaris (dog)
Lineage: Eukaryota; Metazoa; Chordata; Mammalia; Carnivora; Canidae
Gene: PRDM6
Product: PR/SET domain 6
Exons: 8
Coding region: 162-1949 (595 amino acids)
Cellular component (GO): nucleus
Molecular function (GO): histone methyltransferase activity; protein binding
Source: RefSeq, a predicted model, not a curated record